GCCAGACUCCCUCUUCAUCCCUUACAGCAAAGUAUUUAUACUGCUAGUCGCCUCUGGCUACUGCCUGACUCUGCUCUCUGCCCACCUACUUUGAACAGCAGCUCCUCCCACCUGGACAUAAAAGCUAACUGCAUGCUACCGGCAGUUGAUCAGAGCACUCUUUCAGUCUUCCCAGCGUGGUGAGCCAGUGAUCUCCCCUCUUUGGGACCUUGCAAACUCAAGGUGCUGGCGAUAAAAAUAUAUCUUUCCUUUCCAAAGUCUGAUGAAAAACCAAGGCUUCUGAACACCCUUGUGCACUAACUCACAGCUCCAUCCUUUCCCCCAAAAUCUUAAUGUUAUGGCUUUGUGGCUAGCACCUACGUGGCUUUUGACGGCGGUUGCAUCCCUUUACCUUGGGCUACUGAGACCCACCCAAGCAGGUGCUUAUUAUGGGAUCAAGCAGAUGCCUCCCCAAGUGCCCCAGUACCAGCCCCUGGGGCAACAAGUACCUCACAUGCCACUGGGCAAAGAUGGUGUUCCAAUGCAGCACAUGGCCAAGGAGGGGCCACACUUACCCUAUGGGAAAGAAUAUGUGCCUCAGUACAUCAAAGAAAUCCCACAGAUACCCAUGCUUGGCAAGAAGGGGAUUUCAAAGAAAGGAAAAGAACUUCCAUUAGCCAGUCUGAGAGGUGAGCAGGGUCCUCCUGGGGAGCCUGGACCAAGAGGCCCACCUGGACCACCAGGGAUACCAGGACACGGAGUGCCGGGAGCCAAAGGAAAACCAGGUCCACAAGGAUAUCCAGGGAUCGGCAAACCAGGCAUGCCCGGAAUGCCAGGAAAACCAGGAGCGAUGGGGGCUCCGGGAUCAAGAGGAGAGAUGGGGCCAAAGGGAGAGAUUGGACCUAUGGGCAUUCCAGGGCCCCAAGGGCAACCAGGACCUCAUGGACUCCCUGGAAUAGGAAAGCCAGGUGACAGAGGAUUGCCAGGACAGCCAGGAGGAAAGGGCGAGCCAGGGAUGAAAGGGCAACCUGGAAUGCAAGGCCCCCCAGGCCCAAAAGGAGAUAAAGGUGUUGGGAUUCCAGGAUUGCCAGGGCUAAAAGGUCCACCUGGUUUACCUGGACCUCCAGGUCCUGUUGGGCUUCCAGGGGUAGGCAAGCCAGGGAUGGUUGGUUUCCCAGGCCCACAGGGACCUGCAGGCAAACCAGGGCUUCCCGGAGAGCCAGGGCCUCGGGGGUUAGGUGGGGCUCCUGGAAUUCAAGGUCCUCCUGGCCUUCCAGGUGUGGGGAAACCAGGCCAAGAUGGCAUUCCAGGGCAGCCAGGGUUUCCAGGUGGGAAAGGUGAGCAAGGCUUGCCAGGCUUACCUGGACCUCCUGGCAUGCCGGGGAUUGGGAAGCCAGGUUUCCCUGGGCCUAAAGGUGAGCGUGGCAUGGGCGGUAUUCCAGGACCACUUGGGCCUAAGGGUGAAAAGGGACACAUGGGCCCACCUGGUAUGGGUGGGCCACCAGGGGAACCAGGCCAACCAGGAUUGCCAGGGCUAAUGGGGCCCUCAGGUGCUAUGGGGUUUCAAGGGCCUAAAGGAGAAGCUGGAGCUGUUGGCCCUCAAGGACCAAUUGGUCCAAAAGGUGAAGUUGGUUUACAGGGUUUCCCAGGGAAGCCUGGUUUCCCAGGAGAAGUGGGGUCUCCAGGCCUAAGAGGCUUACCUGGCCCAAUCGGACCCAAAGGGGAAGCUGGUCACAAAGGCUUGCCAGGUCUGCCUGGUACUCAUGGGCCCAUGGGUCCCAAAGGAGAGCCUGGGAUCCCAGGGGCUCAAGGCCUCCAAGGCCCUUCUGGAAUCCCAGGCAUCGCAGGACCCAGUGGCCCAAUUGGGCCUCCCGGGCUUCCCGGGGUGAAGGGUGAACGAGGCCUACCAGGCCAGCCAGGAUUUCCAGGAGCAGGGAAACCUGGAAUUGCGGGGAUGCAGGGCCCACCUGGGAAGCCUGGGUCCAUUGGUGCUCCUGGCCAGCCAGGCCUCCAGGGACCUCCAGGGCCUCCUGGCCCACCAGGCCCUCCAGUCAUAAUACAGCCCACACCGCCAGCUAUGGGACAAUAUUUGCCUGAGGUGGGUCCAGGCCUUGAUGGAGCAAAGACGCCAUAUGGCUACAAGAAAAUCAAAAACGGAGCCACUUCCUACGAGAUGCCCGCAUUCACAGCUGAGCUCACCACACCUUUCCCACGGGUUGGAGUUCCUGUGGUGUUUGACAAGCUCCUCUACAAUGGCAGGCAGAACUAUAACCCACAGACUGGCAUCUUCACCUGCGAGAUCCCAGGGAUUUACUACUUUGCCUACCACGUUCACUGUAAAGGGGGGAAUGUUUGGGUGGCUUUGUUCAAGAACAACGAGCCCCUGAUGUACACGUACGAUGAGUACAAGAAAGGCUUCCUGGACCAAGCUUCUGGGAGUGCCGUCGUUCAGCUGACGCUAGGUGACAGAGUUUAUAUCCAGAUGCCAUCCGAACAAGCAGCAGGACUCUAUGCUGGGCAAUAUGUCCAUUCAUCUUUUUCAGGAUAUUUAUUGUAUCCCAUGUAAACCAAAACACUCGGACAGAACAAAAACUCCCCCCUGCCCGUUCUCCAAAUCUAUACCAUUGAAAGGUGCAUUUAAUGACUUUUAUUUUGUUUUAAUUUUUUUUUGGACCAACAUGUACAAUCAUUCAAAUAAAAUUACAACUUCAAACAUUAUUUACAGCUUGUUAUAGAGAAAAGUGGUGGCAAACCCAGUGGGGAUCUGUUUGCUGCUGUACACUGAACAUGUUCAACAUUUGCCUUGGAUAAUGCCUAUGUCGGGGUUCACAUCAGGUGCUCAUGUGAUGUGCUUUUACUGUUUGCUUACCUGAAACAUUCAGCUAAAGGAGGAUUUGGGAAAGAAAAAGAAACAGUGGUGCUGAUUUUAGAGUACUGUACAGCAACAGUAGUGCUGGUCACAUCCACAUCAAGGAAGGAAUUCAGUGGAGCAAUAAGUUGAAGUCCCUCAGCAAUGUACUAGUUGCACCAGUAUAAGAGUGUUUAAAAUGUACGAUGCGGAUGUGAACUAGAGUAAGGUGUAGAAUCCUGCAAUGUAAAUUAAGCUUCUCCUUCCCAUAGUCUUUUCUUGCUGUGCAGGACUCUUCCAACUCGUACCUGCAAAGAAUGACAGAAAAUAAUUGCUUUUGGUGUUAGCUAAGCAAGGAAAUGACCCCAAGUCCUCAGAAAUCCAAGGAAAACUUUCCCAGUUCUUUUUUCCAGUGAGCAGUGGGUCAUUUCACCAGCAACUGGGGUACUUUCAAAGGCAUUUAUCUAGAUCUAUAAGUACUGGAAAACAAUGACUUUUUAGAUAAAACUUUCAGUCCAGGUGAAUGUAUCUGUUAUGUGAAAACAAGUGAAGGUGAGGACAGAACAGGUUUGUGGUUGCUAGAUAAUCCCUGCUGCCUCACAGAUCAGCCAACAGACCUCUGGAAAUAGGUAUAUGGAAUAGUGAACAUGUAACAAAGGCAAGGUUGUGACACCUGAGUCAUGGGUGCUGAAAGAUAUAUCUCAAACAAGCACCAAUGGAUGGAGCGAGAGUUGAGCACUUCUAGGUUGCUUUGAUUUCAUUCGGUGAAAGCUACAUACUGUACAUGCUUAGCACCAAAGCACAUUUGACACAGAAUCACAUAUUCCCACCCACCCAUCUGCAGUUUACACACACACACACACACACACACACACACACACACUGCAGCCAAAGAGGCUGCAAAAAUAAAAGACUCCUGUAGGAGGGAGGAGAGCAGCUUUUUAACUUUCUCCUCUCUUGACAGUUUUCCAGCUAAAAGCAGCCCCCUUUCCCAACCACCUUUUCUCCAUAGGAAAAGCUGCAUGGGAACGAUUUUCAGUGGAGUUAUCUUCAGAGGGGAAAGAGUUUACAGUGAUUCCACUCUCUCCCUACUGGUUUUCCAGUUCUGGAUUGCAACCUCUACUGCUUCAUUAAGGAGGAAGUUACAUGGAACUCCAUGUAGUGUUUAGUUUGGCCACUCCUGCACCUAGUGAAAUCAAAAGCAACAUUAACGAACUUAAAUUUGGCUGAAUUACACCCCCACCUCCACCUUGUUUGCCUCUUUGUUUGGGACUCAAUAGUUUUCUUUGGGAUAAGCUGAGAACUGAAGUUGCCUCUUCAUUGGUCCACUUCUAUCUUCACUUAAUAAAUGGUGGAUAAGCUAGCUAGCAAUGGUUCAGGGUAGCACAGCAGCUUCUGUUUUGUCAGUUGUCUCCUGAAAGGGCCUCUUUGCAUGGAGGUCACGUCACGUGGCUAUUGACCGCUUCCCAAUCCUUUGAAUGUGUGCUUCGUUCCUCAUUGCAAACGCUUGCCCCUGAGAACAUGCAGGCUGCAGAUUCUUAAGAAUGUGAAAGCAGCAGUAUGCUGUGGCUGCAAUCCAGCAGAGUUAGACCUGCUUAAAUCCAUUGGCCUUGAGCAAAAUGUGUGCAUGUGCAAAAGGUAGCUCAAAUUAGUGACAACCAUGAAGACUGACUUUCUGGUAAAGAAGAGGAAGGGGGGCUUGAAUUCAUCCCUGCUUCCUUCCUGAUGAACAUCUGAUCAGUGCUGUCACCAAACAGCUGAACAGGACUGUGUGGAGGCAGAGAAGGGGCAGGCGGUUCAGGGAAAGAACUGCAUGUGAAAGGCUGGCCCUAACCCAACAACUGGGUUUCAAGAGACCAUGGGCUACUCUGGAGACCUCUCAACAGAGUUUACCCCUCCAGAACCUUGGGGUAUGUCUACAGCAGGAGUCUGCACCCCCUAAGAUUUUCCUAACUGCAACCUCUUUUCCUUACUGCAGUAUUUAUAUAGAGGGGGAGGGUGGCUCUCUGCCACAUCCAGCGUGAUUUGGCAAAUGUAAACUUUGCCAAGUGCAGUGAUGCAGCUUGAGCUUUUCCUCCAUAUGGGCAGCACCCGCGUGGGCCCAAGGUUCUUCGUACAGAUGUGGGUCUAGAAACCUUCUGCAACAGGUAUACAACCCCCUAGCAUGGAGCAGCAUCAAUGAGCUUUAAGCACUCUAACCCUUUGAUGGAUCGUAUCCUCUCUCUUCAACAACGGUGCUAACGUCACAGUGAAAAAAGGAUGCUUUUCAAAGCUGCACAUCACUUUGGUUACAUUAGUUUAAACAAGGUUACGUCAUUUCUUCAUGUAAGCGGAAGCCUCUGGGUGAAAUUCAAUGUCAUGCCCGUCCGAGUGUUGCGUCUGCCCAAGUGUUUCAACUUGCCAGAUGGAACAAUCCUCUCUCUUCUCCUGCUGUGUGCUGCUCUGGGGGUUCUCCUGACACCACCACCCCAAGCCAGUGUCCAGGGUGGGGGGAUGCGGGGGAUGAGGGGGAAGAAGCCCUGUUGCACAAGCGGAAGUCCUUACACUUGACUUCCACUGAAGGGGCUCGUUUGCUGAAUCCUCCCAACCAGGUUUAACUGAAAGAAGCCUCUUUCACGUGCAACGAGUAUGGACUCAAACUAGCACUUCCAUUAUUAUGAUGAUUUUUAAAAUACUGCCAUUAAUUUUCAAUUUUUAUAUCACACAUACAACAUAACUCAGCCAUUCCAUUAUUUAAACACAGAGUUUCAUGCAGCAUAUCUUUCAGCACAAAACUGCAAUAACGGAGACAUGAAAAUGAGAAGUUUUAUAGAAUGCUGAGAUGAUAGGAAGCUUCUAAACUGGGGUAUCUUGGGGCCCGUUGCUAGGCUAUAGGUAUGGAAGAGAUGAAAAUAGCAAAUAAAUUUGUAUUUAAUUUUUUUGUACUGAUUGUAAAAGAUCUUAUUAAAUACCUUUUUGAAA
Podarcis muralis (Common wall lizard) is the source of this 5788-nucleotide messenger RNA. It is a transcript of the gene COL8A1, whose product is annotated as collagen type VIII alpha 1 chain. The record is from RefSeq and is a predicted model, not a curated record. NCBI's taxonomy places the organism in Eukaryota, Metazoa, Chordata, Lepidosauria, Squamata, Lacertidae. Gene Ontology annotation, molecular function: protein binding.